This is a messenger RNA of Nezara viridula (southern green stink bug), 309 nucleotides long. The record is from the annotation of a GenBank genome assembly. NCBI's taxonomy places the organism in Eukaryota, Metazoa, Arthropoda, Insecta, Hemiptera, Pentatomidae.
AUGGACGUAAGGACCUAUAGAGGUGCUAUUGUCGACUUGAACCACUAUUCAGUCAUCGCAAGGAUCAGGGCAAGCAUCUCUAAUGCAAGAUAUAGGACAUCACAAAGACCUAAGAAAUGGGAUAUCGCAAAACUAAGACUUAGACCAAACCCCCUUCAAAAGCGACAUAAAACCCAAGACGCUCCACAACGAAAAAUAUCCGAUUGCAGUAGAGAAUUGAAAAAUGGGGGUGAAGACAUAGAACCACCAGACUUCGAGGAGUUUGAAGAUACCCUUGGCAGAAUAAAGAACAACAGUUCAGUCGGCUGA